Messenger RNA from Symbiodinium natans, 2985 nucleotides. Lineage: Eukaryota; Dinophyceae; Suessiales; Symbiodiniaceae. The record is from the annotation of a GenBank genome assembly.
AUGUUCGGGAUGUUCUCGGUAGGGGCAGACCUAUUGGCCAUGCUGUGUAGCGCGGAGAGGAUCCGCUGGUUUGCGAAGCGGCGGAGGAAGCUGGACGAGUACGAGAACUACGAGAAGCCGGUGAGCGCAAAGGCAUGGAAGCACCUUGAGAUGCGAGGUGGCUUCUUCGAGCACAGCUUUCAGGACAUGUCCCCCGGGGAAGUCUCGGACACGGUGUUCUUUGCAUCUAAGAUGGGUGUCGAGGCCACUGGGUUCUGGUCCCGGGCCUCUCUGGCAAUGGGGGACUUGGCCAGUGCCAUGACGGCACGACAGCUCUCCACAGCCUGCUAUGCGUUCGGUGCUGUGAAGUGGCACGACGAAGACAUGGUCCGCGCCAUCGCGGAGUCGGUCAUCAAGCAAGCCCCGAACAUGAAGCCCGCGCUCCUGGCGGCGGUGGCGCAAUCCUUUGCCCGGAUGAGGGUCCGCAACCUCCCGGCCCUGCGAGCGGUGUCGCAGGCGGUGCGGAACUCCCAGCGCUUCAACGACAAGGGCCUGUCCAUGGUGGCCAAGAGUUUCGCCGAGCUUGAGUUCCGCUGCCCGGACUUCUUGGAAGCCUUGGACACCUGGGCCGCCGGGGCGGAGAUCCGCAAGCUGGAGCCCUGCCUCGACUUGCUGCAGAGCCUGGCUGCGUUUGCCGCACUGGAGGGUUCCCUCAGAUGGCCCUCCCCGAAGCCCUUUGGCCAGCUGGCUCCUUCCCUGGCGCCCGUGGCCGUUCGCGAGCUCGCAGGGUUGCUGGGGCGACGGGUGAAGGAGUUGGAGCCUUCACAGCUGCACACUGCGGCCCUGGCUAUGGGAAAGCUGCGCGUGCAGGACCUGGUGGUCUUGGAGGCCUUCCAGAGAGAGAUCCUGGCAGACCUGAGCCGUAUGCACGCGAACUCCCUGCCGCCAGUCUUGGAGUCCUUCGCCAUGUGCUACGAGGCGCUUCGGCUAAGUGGCCAGGACUCGGAAAACACAUCCGUCCACCAGGAGCGGGAGCGCUUCCUCGUGCAGCUCAGCAGCCGUAUGGCGCGGGAACUGAGGCUGCUGCGGCCCCAAGACGCCAGCCGCGUGUUGCAGGCCAUCGACCGCCUGGGCCUCAUCGAUCCCAAGCUGCUGGCCACAGCCGCUGCUCUGGUCCCUCCGCGCCUGGACGCCUACACCUCGCCCGAGCUGCUGGCUCUCCUGAAAGCCUAUGCAUCCGCCAGCAAUGCGGAUGGCUUCAUGGUUCCAUGCUUGCGGCGGGCCCUUCUUCCUCUGCCAGGAGCUGAGGAGAGAUUGCAAGAGCUGGACGACACGCAAGUGGUGCAAGCGGCCGGCGCCUUUGCGUCGCUUGGCCACGCGCCUGGCCUGGUGGCAUUACUGGCCGCGUUACGGGAGCCAUUGCUCCCCCGCGCCACGGGGCACAGGGCACACGGGGCACGCGGGGCGCGACGGCGCCAGGUCGAUGCGACGGGUUCCGCCGGCUCUCAGCCGGCAGCGCGGCACUUGGUCCCUGCAUGCCAGCUGGCCUUGGCGACUCUGGUGACAAUGGAACUCCCAGAUAAGCAGAGCUGGGCCACUGCGGCUGCUGCAGUUUUGCAGGGGGCCGGCAAAGAGGCCCCGAAGCAUCAACAUGGUGCUUCGCUUCUGGAACGCCUCACGCAGUCCAUAGAAACCGCAGAGGAUCUUUGGAGGUCGGCAGCCAAGCUCUCCCUCUACUCUGGCGACGAGCUGAUCCUGGCUUACAUGGGCUUUCCAGGACAUGGUGGCCGGGCCGUUUGGUGUGAGGAGCUUUCGGCGAGGAUGGCAGAGGUCAGCCUCUCGCUCUUGCCCGGCUUCCUACGCCACUCGGCCGAGGCGGAGGUGGGAGAACUGGGAGCUCCCCGCACCCCGCACACGCUCCCGUCUCUACACCCGCCACCUGCAGAGCCAUCACCCUCUGAAGUGAAGGCCAGGGAGCAGGCCGAGAAGGUGCUGCUGGAGCGGCUCACCCAGCCCGACCACAAGGAGCUGCAGGAGCUGCCUCCCUUGGUCAUCGUGGCCCUCUUCCGUGUCUUGGAGCUUGCAGCCCGACGCGUCGGCCAUAAGCCGAAGCUGCCACUGUGGGCGCCAGCGCCGGCAGAGCCCCGCGACCCGGCGGAGUCACCGGAGUACCCCUUGCAGGUCAUCCACCGUGCAACCGCCCCGCUUCUGCUGCGCCUGGCAGUGCUGGCGCAGGACCAGCAACUCACCGCCAAGGUCUGCGUGCGCAUUCUGCAGAGCAUGAAGGUUCCGAAAGUUCAGUCCUUGCUAGCAGACCCAACUUUCUGCGCUGACAUCCAUUUUUACGCUGUCCACGGGGGAUGCUGGGGCACAGCCCCACACCGCGACCACCCACAGCUCUUCUGGGCCCAGGUGUCUGCGGCUCUUUUGAUCUUGUGCCCUCUGGCGGCCACCAUCUGGACACCCUGGCGCAAUGGGUGUGGGCUCGGAGGCACGUGCUCUUUCGGUGUGCAGCUCUCGAUGGCCAUGGCCGUGCCCCUGAGCAUGGCGAACCACCUGGGCCAUGCAGUUGCGCGGUGCUGGAUUCCUUUGCUGCAGAAGCUGGACAGAACCACCAUCGCCCUGGGAUGCGUGGUUGGCGCCUGGGCCCUCUCCCAAGACGCCUUAUUCACAACGGGGUCUGCUUUACUGACCGCGACUGUCAUCAUCAUGAUGUGGUUUGGCAGCCCGCGCUACCGCGACAGCGAAGUCCUGGCUUCGAGCCUGGUGGCUGCGUGCAUUCUCUAUGGGCUCCUACCCAUGGUGUUCUACCGAGAAACGCUGGAUCACUGCCUAUGGCCUGCUGCGGGCGCCAUCCUUUUUGGCUUCGCGCUCUUCCAGUUUGAUCCACUGGGCGUUUGGACGGAUUCCGUCUGGCACCUCGUCCUGAUCCCCUACGCCCACUUCUGCUCGCUGUCGGCUGUGCGGAUGGACCAGCGGCUGUAUGCGCAGUGCCUGACCACCUAG